ACAGUACAUGUACAUGUACUUGUGUGAUUGCAGUACAUAAUCAUACACUGUCUCAUUUACCGAUGUGUCACUAGUAGUACAAUGUUAGUUUGAGAUCAAAGUUCAUUUUAUCAAGGAAAUCAUGUAAUGUGUGUUUUGAAUGCUGAGUUGUUGGAGUUGUUCAGGUAAAGAUGCAAGGCCAAAGUUGAGGUUUAGGUGGUCCCAAGCCAAGGUUAGGCCUACUCGUGAUUUCCGCUGUCCUUUUUUCUACAAAAUGGUGCUGAAACAGUGCCCGCAUUGCGACCAACAGGUACCGGUGGCCUGCAAGGCAUGUUAUUGUGGCUAUGAAUUCUUUCAACGGCGGAUGUACCACGCCAAAGUUGAGCAGUCGUCAGAUCAAAAUAAUAAAAACCGACGGACGGGUCGGGUGAAGAGAGAGAGACCAGACUAUUACAGUGCCAGCGAGUUUGAAACACACCUCAGGCGGUUGUCCAACAAGUCAGAGCGAAGUGGCAAUACUCCUCCCAAGAGUCCCAAGAAGAAACACAGAGGAAGGCCCAGGAAGAAAGGCAGUACCCUCAACAAGACUGCUAAGACAAAGGUCAAAGGGGAAGGGUCAAGUACAGAGACCAAAGACAGUAAAGAGGAAGACGUCUAUUCAAACAUGUCCGCUGAGAACGCCUUUGUGUACAUGGUGGGCCUCGCCGAGAUCAACCGCAAGCUACAGAGCCAGUGGAACGGGCCGAGCGCCGAGCCCGGCAGAGACGCCAAGAAGGAGAACUCGCAGUAUGUGUUCUGCGAAGGCAACACGUAGAUGAUCUCAGGAACUGAAUGGGUUAGUCUGCUGGCACAGACGCAGUGCAUGCUGGGAGAUCUGCUGAUACAUAGACAGUGGGAAUCUACUCCGUGCACAUGUACAGAUGUUUAGGUAUUUGACCCUGGGAAUGUACUUGGGUAUAGGUUUAGAUUCCAUCGCGCAGAGUCGAUGAAGUUUUUUUCCCCAACCUUCUGGAAUGGCAUGUACCUUAUUUUCUUUAUCACAAAACAUUGCCACAAAAGGCACGUAAGACAAAGUAAAGAUGCUCCCACAGCAGAACAAGAGCAAAAGAGUUUGAAAGGAAAUUGUAAUAAUAUAUGAUUUGUAGAAUUUUGCAGCCAAGAUGGUUGUCCUUGGAGCCUUCAGUUGACUCCUACAGGGUAACUUGACUACUUGUAAUUGUAACCUGUAAUUGUCUUUCUACAUGUAAUCACCAUUUCUAUUUUAAAAUGUGUCAGGCAUGUAACUUUUCGUUAGACCUCCUGAUUUCCUAAGUUUUAACGUCUAAUGUGUCCCUUUCAAAUAUUAAGAACUUGGCAUAAAGCAGUGGGUGGUUUGGAUUUUCCUUUUGUUUCUCUGAAUUCCCAGUUCAUACCCGUUAUGUGUUGAAACUAGACUUUGAAUGGUUGAUGGUGCAGGGUCAUGACAUUAAGUAAUCCUACUGCACUUUAUCCGUCGUAGCAGUCACUUUAUGGAAGUUGGAGUCGUCUUUGCCUGUGCAUCUGGGAUUUCCACCGACAGUCGAUGAAACCACACGAGUGGUUUCUGCAUUUCGUUAAGUGUCUACCCACUGGCGCCAUGGUAACAUGACCUGACUCUGGACCAAUGCCAGAGAAAGCUGAUCACUGAUGCGUGAGGGUAAUAAAAUGCCUAGUGGCUGGUUAAUCCAUUUUGAGAAGCGGGAGAGUGGAUACUUUUCCAAAGUACACAGGUCAAUUUUCAGAGUCAUGUUCUGGUGCUUUUUCACUGACUGCCAGUG
Molecule: messenger RNA, 1775 nt
Organism: Acanthaster planci (crown-of-thorns starfish)
Lineage: Eukaryota; Metazoa; Echinodermata; Asteroidea; Valvatida; Acanthasteridae
Source: RefSeq, a predicted model, not a curated record